Molecule: messenger RNA, 1147 nt
Organism: Pyrus x bretschneideri (Chinese white pear)
Lineage: Eukaryota; Viridiplantae; Streptophyta; Magnoliopsida; Rosales; Rosaceae
Product: vacuolar protein sorting-associated protein 20 homolog 2
Exons: 6
Coding region: 152-811 (219 amino acids)
Biological process (GO): late endosome to vacuole transport via multivesicular body sorting pathway; vesicle budding from membrane
Cellular component (GO): multivesicular body; ESCRT III complex
Source: RefSeq, a predicted model, not a curated record
GCGAGAAAGAAGAUUUACUGUGGGGAAAUUAGGAGGGAGCAAAGCAAACCCAAUCAAAUCAUCGUGGAAGAUAAUUGUGAGUGAAUUGUAAUUAAUUCUCAACGAACACGAAAUGGUUUAAGAAGUUAUCGGAUUAGAAGAAGAUUGAUAGAUGGGGAAUUUGUUCGUGAAGAAGCCUAAGAUCACGGAGGUUGAUCGAGCGAUUCUUUCUCUCAAGACCCAGAGACGCAAGCUUGCUCAGUACCAACAACAGCUCGAAGCUGUAAUCGAAGCCGAAAAGCAAGCCGCAAGGGAUUUGAUUCGUGACAAGAAAAAGGAAAGAGCUUUGUUAGCGUUAAAGAAGAAGAAGGCACAGGAAGAAUUGUUGAAGCAAGUUGAUACCUGGGUUAUUAAUGUUGAGCAACAAUUGCAAGAUAUCGAACUGACAAGCAAGCAGAAAGCGGUAUUCGAGAGUUUGAAGGCUGGUAAUAAUGCGAUUAAAGCGUUACAAAGUGAGAUCAAUCUCGAGGACGUGCAAAAGCUAAUGGAUGAUACUGAUGAAGCUAAAGCAUACCAAGAUGAAAUUAAUGGAAUCUUGGGCGAGAAAUUAUCAGCGGAAGAUGAAGAGGAUAUUUUAGCAGAAUUAGAGAACUUGGAAGCUCAGAUCACCGUUCAAGAUCUGCCUACAGCUCCUGCUUCAGUGCUUCCUCAAGAAAAUGAGAAGUUGGACCUUCCUGAUGUACCAACCAAAGUACCAGUUGCACCUGAUGUGGUUACGACUGAUGAAGUUUCCACCAAGACAAAAGUGAUGGAGGAACCGUUGGUGGCUUGAUUGGAUUGAACAGUUGAAUUAGGUUGCCGUCUGGUCAAACUGUUUUCAAACGUCAAUCGAUCCUCCUCCCUUCCGCAACGAUUCAUGUACCAGUAAAAAUUAUGUAGUUGGGAUAACUUUGAUUGUGCUCGUUCUUGAUUACCCGAAUUGGUUUGUACAAAUAUGUGUUUUUCAGGACCCAGUCCAAACAGAGCAUUGGUCCAACGUGUAUUAUAUUUUGCCUCCCCCUGACCGACGUCGGUCUUUCUUCAUUGAACAAACAAUGGGAAACAAGAAUGUGAAUACUCUGGGAUGAAACUUGUUUGUUAAUUGUGCUGCCCAUGGCAAAUUAUUUCA